Molecule: messenger RNA, 1201 nt
Organism: Drosophila santomea
Lineage: Eukaryota; Metazoa; Arthropoda; Insecta; Diptera; Drosophilidae
Gene: SamDC
Product: S-adenosylmethionine decarboxylase proenzyme
Exons: 7
Coding region: 54-1097 (347 amino acids)
Biological process (GO): spermidine biosynthetic process; spermine biosynthetic process
Cellular component (GO): cytosol
Molecular function (GO): adenosylmethionine decarboxylase activity
Source: RefSeq, a predicted model, not a curated record
CACCAAGCGUUGUUUUGGUAUCAGAUCCGAUCCAUCUGUUAUUGCCGAGCAGCAUGUUGGAAAGCGGUGAGCACUUUUUCGAGGGGGUUGAGAAACUGCUGGAGAUUUGGUUUGAGGAGAGCUCCAACAGCGACGAUGAUCUGCGUAACAUCAGCAGAGCCGAUUGGGAAAACGUGCUUAGCAAUGUCAACUGUGAAAUAAUAAGCACGUCCAAAAACGACAUUAUAGAUGCUUUUGUUCUGAGUGAGAGCAGUAUGUUUGUUUCCAAGCGACGAUGGAUUCUUAAAACUUGUGGAACGACUACCCCAUUGAAAUGCCUGGGACAAUUGCUAAAGCUGGCAGAGGCCAAUGGAUACAAUGUAGUCGCAGACUUGUUCUACUCGAGAAAGAAUUUCACUAGACCGGAGGCGCAGAGAACCCCCCAUCAAGGCUUUACGGAAGAAGUUACAUAUCUGGACUCUGUUUUUCCCAACGGAAGAUCAUAUUGUCUGGGUUCCAUGAACCUGGAGUGUUGGUAUCUCUACACAUUUAGUCGUUCUGAUAUCAAAAUUUCUCCCAAACUCAUAACGGAUGAGAAAAUUGUUGACUCCGAUCCAGACCAAACUAUUGAAAUAUUAAUGCAAGAUCUAGAUCCCGAAACCAUGUCCGUCUUCUACAAAAACAAAUUUGAUAAUGCUAAUGGAGCUACUGUGAAAUCUGGAAUCGAUACCAUAUUGCCGAGCAUGCACAUUGAUGACUUCUUAUUCGAUCCUUGCGGCUACUCCAUGAAUGGAAUCAACGAUAAGGGGGAGUACAUGACAAUUCAUAUUACUCCGGAGAAUCAAUUUUCGUAUGUGAGCUUCGAAACCAAUGUUGCUUUGAGUAACUAUCGUAAACUUAUUAAUCAAGUAAUCAAUACAUUCAAGCCCGGAAAGUUUAUUGUAACCAUCUUUGCCAAUAAGUGCUCCUUGGCCUAUGAAACCAUGAAGGAACUAGAAGUGGAGUACUCCAAGGGAUCGCACUGGAAACGAACCGACAUGCAAUGUUGCAAUUUUCCAUCCUACAAUCUUCUGUUUGCACAAUAUUCUCACGCGGAGAAAACUGGUGAUAAUUUAUAAAAUUCCAAACCCAACAGCAAUUGUGAUUGUUUUGAGUAUGUCUAACAAAACAUAUUGUUCGUUUGUUAUUAAUUAAUCAAAAUAAAUGUCGAAUAUAUAAACUA